CCACCAUCAGUCAGUGGGAUCCUGAGCUAGCUUGCCUGGGGCAUUUGGCUUGAGACACACACACCAUAUGAUCAGCUGGAGAUUCCCAGCUUGUUAGUUCUACAAAGAUAUCUAACUCACCACUGGAAUAAAGGCUUCCGAACUGAUCUAGUCAUCAGGCAACUAGUUGCAGCCCGGCGAUUCAGAAGCUCUCUGGUGGGACAAAUUGCGGUUUCAGGCUACGAAAAUGAGUCAUUCAAACGAGGCGGAUGCUACACAUACUCGACGACUUCGCACCGAUGAUCUGGGAGAGAGUGGAACCAUUCCCACCAAUGGAGUAUCAUCCGAGGACAGGUCCUUGGUUCACAGCGUGGGAGUUCCUCCCACUUCCAGCUUCGGAUCACAAAUCAAAGAUGCAGUGAGGGAGACAUUCUUUGCUGACGAUCCCAUGAGACAUUUCAAGGGCCACACGGGCAAGAAGAGGUGGUUUGUAGGCCUCGCUUACAUCUUCCCCAUUCUCGACUGGGUGCCUAAGUACAAGUUGAGUAUGCUCAAGGGUGACAUCGUGGCCGGACUCACCAUUGCUAGUCUCGCCAUCCCACAGGAUCUUGGAUAUGCAAAGCUGGCGAACUUGGACCCAAUCCAUGGCUUAUAUUCCAGCUUCGUUCCACCGCUGGUUUACUCGGUGCUCGGGAGUUCGAAGGAUAUUGCCAUCGGGCCUGUCGCGGUGGUGUCAAUUAUUUUGGGUCAACUGCUCAAGGAUGAGAUGGACCCGAAACUUAACAAAGUGGAAUACCUGCACCUUGCUUAUACGGCAACAUUUUUCGCUGGAGUCGUACAGGCAGGCCUCGGACUCUUCAGACUUGGAUUCAUCAUCGACUUUCUAUCUCAUGCGGCGAUUAUUGGAUUCAUGGCCGGAGCCGCAGUCACCAUUGCUCUUCAGCAGUUGAAGGGACUUUGUGGAAUUACAAGUUUCACGACCAAAACUGACGUUGUUUCCGUGAUGAGAUCAGUGUUCUCCAACACCGACCAGUGGAACUGGCAGACGAUAGUCUUGGGAUUAUUCUUCCUCGCCUUCCUUCUGAUCACGAAGCGCAUCUCAAAAAUCAGGAAGAACCUCUUCUGGGUUGCCGCCAUCGCACCUCUGACAUCCGUAGUUUGUGCGACUCUCUUCGUGUACCUGACUCGCCUAGACAAACAUGGAGUCAAAAUUGUGACGAAAAUCGAGCAGGGAGUCAACCCACCUUCUUUCAAUGAUAUUUUCUGGAGCGGUCCUAAUCUGGCCACGGGUUUCAAAAUCGGCCUCGUUUCGGGUCUUAUCGCUUUGACGGAAGCGGUUGCAAUUGGGAGGACCUUCGCAGCCUUGAAAGACUACCACAUCGAUGGCAACAAGGAAAUGAUUGCUAUUGGUACAAUGAACAUCGCUGGAUCAUGGACUUCGUGCUAUGUGGCAACAGGUUCCUUUUCGAGAUCGGCAGUCAAUUACCAGUCCGGGUGUCACACAGCUUUGGCCAACAUUGUCAUGGCAAUCGUGGUGCUUUUCACUCUUCUGUUUUUGACCCCACUCUUCUACUACACACCUAACUGCAUCCUUUCGGCCAUCAUCAUUUCUGCUGUGAUCAACCUCAUCGACUUCCAGGCUGCUUUCCUGGUUUGGAAAACCGACAAGGUCGACUUCCUCGUUCUAGCCGGAGCCUUCUUCGGUGUCUUCUUCGUCUCCGUCGAGAUCGGUCUUCUCGUUGCUGUUGUCAUCUCCUUCGGCAAGAUUCUGCUCCACGUUACCAGACCACACACUGCUCUCUUAGGUAACAUCCCCGGCACCACCGUGUACCGAAAUGUCAUUCAAUACCCCAACGCCACCUCCGAACCUGGUAUUGUCAUCAUCCGCGUGGACGCAGCAAUCUAUUUCUCCAACUCCAACUACAUCCGCGAGAGAAUCUUGAGGUACGUCAAUGAAGCUGAAGACCAAGUUGCGGAAACUAAUGGAACCCCGGUCCAGUUUGUGAUCAUUGAAAUGGCCCCUGUGAUGAGCAUCGACACUGCAGCAAUCCAUGCUUUCGAAGAAUUGAACAUGGCUCUAAAGAAGAGAGGAAUUCAGUUGACAAUUUCGAACCCAGUCGGAAGAGUUAUCAUGAGCUUCAAGGAUGGAGGCUUUGUGGACCUUCUGGGCCAAGAGUGGUUCUUCCUGUCAGUUUCAGAGGGAGUCCAGAUCUGCUCCAUUAUCGUUAAGAGGAACCAGCACGCUUUGAAGGAAGGAGCCGAGAAUAAAGUUUAGUCUUCUCAUCUAGGUUCGAGGUUUUGUACAGAAACUCCGGCCGCUCCCGUUCAGCAUACAUUAAAAAGACAUUAGAGGCAGAUCGAAUUGCCCGCCCAUCAACAAGCUGUAUCCAUCAGCGGGCCCUUACAGGCAUUGGAAUAAGGACCUCGUCCAGCCUAUCACCAUUUUGACGCGAAGGGCUGAGAUUAUUUAGAAAACUGAAAAUGUUUGGAGUUUCGAAUCACGGAAGAUUGUAGUUAGCUAUUUUGAAUGGGCCCACAAAAUAAAGUCACUCUAGUUUGAAACGUGUUUUGGGCUAUACAUCGCAUUGCAUGCAGAUGCAGUGUUUCUCUUUGCCAGAGGAAAAUGGCACUUAAAUUUAAUAAAAAGGCCGA
Molecule: messenger RNA, 2631 nt
Organism: Marchantia polymorpha subsp. ruderalis
Lineage: Eukaryota; Viridiplantae; Streptophyta; Marchantiopsida; Marchantiales; Marchantiaceae
Source: the annotation of a GenBank genome assembly